Molecule: messenger RNA, 1494 nt
Organism: Nerophis lumbriciformis (worm pipefish)
Lineage: Eukaryota; Metazoa; Chordata; Actinopteri; Syngnathiformes; Syngnathidae
Source: RefSeq, a predicted model, not a curated record
AUGCACGAUGACGGCGACAGAAAGGAAGAACUCAUCGAACUCCGUCAUUCAAAAGCCAUCCGUCAACAAUUUGAGAACAGGUCAAACAGCACCUUUUGGGACGAGGGGUUGGACCUGUUCCCAAAACUCACCAAAUCAGCCAUGGAAUACUAUGUUCCCUACGUUACAACGUGCGAGUUGAUCUGUAGAAUUAUGGAUUCGUUGGGGCCAAACGACACGUCUGCCGAGUGUGCAGGGAGGCAAGCGGACGCGUCAAACAGGAGCUGCGGCAACAUCUCAGCGGCGUUCGCACCUCGCGGCGUGCCGCCAAAAGAUGACAACCACAUGCUGCUGAUCCUGCUGUACUCCCUCAUCUUCUUCCUGAGUGUGUUUGGGAACCUGCUGAUCAUUGUGGUGCUGACCGUCAACAAGCGCAUGCGCACCGUCACCAACUCCUUCCUGCUUUCGCUGGCCGUCAGCGACCUAAUGAUGACCGUCUUCUGCAUGCCCUUCACGCUCAUCCCCAACAUUCUCAAGGACUUCAUAUUUGGUGCCGCCAUGUGCAAGACAGUGUCCUACCUUAUGGGUCUAUCGGUCAGCAUUUCUACAUUCAGCCUGGUUGCCAUUGCGAUUGAGCGCUACAGCGCCAUCUGUAACCCCCUGAAGUCGCGGGUGUGGCAGACUCGAUCUCAUGCCUAUCGGGUGAUCGCAGCUACGUGGAUAACGGCGCUCAUCAUUAUGAUUCCGUACCCGGUGGUCAGUCGCCUGGACUCCUUUGAACGCCUCGACAACACCACUGGUCACAAGUGUCGGAGCAAGUGGCCUGCAGCCAUGGCGGAGCAGUCCUGGUAUGUUCUGCUGUUGCUGGUGCUAUUCGCCGUUCCCGGAGUGGUGAUGAGUGUGGCCUACGGUCUAAUCUCCAGGGAGCUUUACAGAGGAAUCCGCUUUGAGAUUGGUCACAAAAAGGACUCCACAGACACCAAGAAUGGUUUGACUUCAACAGUGUCGUGUGCCAGCGACGAUGGCGACGGUUGCUACGUCAAUGUCCAGCGUCCCUACUCCUUGGAAAUGUCGGCCAUGUCCGCUUCGGUGCGGUCACCCAAGUCGGAGCGUCUGCGCAGCAACACGUCUGAGGCCAAGCUGGAGGCCAAGAAGCGAGUCAUCCGCAUGCUUGUAGUUAUCGUGGUCCUCUUCUUCCUUUGCUGGAUGCCACUGUACUGCGUCAACACGUGGCGGGCUUUUGACAAGGAUUCGGUCAGUAAAGCUCUGACGGGAAAACCCAUCGCUGCUAUUCAUUUGCUAUCUUACACCUCGGCCUGCGUCAACCCCAUCAUCUACUGCUUCAUGAACACCCGUUUUCGGAAGGCUCUGCUGGCCACGUUUUCCUGCUGCGCUGCGCCUUGCCGUCAGCGCCGCCGCCGCGGCUUGAGAGACAACGAGGAUGACGUGACGGCUGUGGGACCUUCGGUGUCCAAAUUCAGUUAUACAACGGUCAGCACCAUGGGAACCUGCUGA